Messenger RNA from Spodoptera exigua (beet armyworm), 483 nucleotides. Lineage: Eukaryota; Metazoa; Arthropoda; Insecta; Lepidoptera; Noctuidae. The record is from the annotation of a GenBank genome assembly.
AUGGCAGCAAAUAGCAGAGCCGCUCGCCUUCUAAAAGCUAUGGACAACUUAGUUACGAAGACAUGUUUUGAUCACGGCACAGUCCUCAAGAAAGUAAAGUUGCACACAGUAUCCAAUGGAGCGUUUCAAGGCAGUUUCACUGUGGAUAAAUCUAUUUGUAACAUGGGAGGUUCCUUGCAUGGAGGCUAUAUUGCAGCUGUGUCCGACGUUUUAUCAUUUUACACACAGCUCAGCAAUAAUGAUGCUAAACUUUCUUUUACUAUUGGAAUGAAUAUAAGCUACAUUGGGACAGCACUCGAAGGCGAAACAGUUAACGUGGCAACCAAAUCAUUGAAGAAAGGAAAUUCUUCAGUGGUCGAAACAUACUUCCACAACGAAAAUGGGAAAAUUUUAGCUAAAUCGAUCACUUCAUUUUUAGCUGGACCAGAACCGCUCCAAUCAUUGCCAAAAAACUUUAUAGGUUUUGAUGUGCAUGAAAAUUGA